Messenger RNA from Lepisosteus oculatus (spotted gar), 2416 nucleotides. RefSeq names its product collectrin, amino acid transport regulator (gene cltrn). The record is from RefSeq and is a predicted model, not a curated record. Gene Ontology annotation, biological process: positive regulation of amino acid transport. Gene Ontology annotation, cellular component: extracellular exosome; plasma membrane. Lineage: Eukaryota; Metazoa; Chordata; Actinopteri; Semionotiformes; Lepisosteidae.
UAAUUAAACCCUUUCUAAACCUCCCCUUUUAUAUUUUCGAUCCCACACUGUUCUAAUCCUUGGCCACACUGAACUUAACAUUGCCUUGGAUAUUUUGCUCUCUUCUUUUCACACUUGGGAAGGAUGCUAGCGGGACUCUUGGUUUUGUUGAUCUUAAUGCCAGCUCUUGCAGUGGCUGCGUGUGAACCCAAUGGACAAGAUGCCUACAAAGUGCGACUUAGUAUCAAAACAGCUCUUGGGAAAAAUGCAUAUGAAUGGAAUGAAAGUGAACUGUUCUUAUUCAGAGCAACUCUUGCAUUUGCGAUGAGAAGAUACCUCAACAAAGAAAAUUUCAAUGUUUCAAGUGUCAUUGUUUGUAAAGAAACUCCCCGAGUCUCUUUUUGGUUCGUGAUAACGGACCCUGGAAAUACGUCAAAGCUCAUCCCCAGAACGGAUGUGGAACAUGCUGUGAGGAUGUCGAGGAACCGUAUCAAUAGUGCCUUUUUACUGACUGAUAAAACCCUGCAGUUUAUUGGCAUUCCUCCAACGAUGGCGGUUCCCCUUGAGCCUGCGACACAGCCCUGGCUUAUCGUCUUUGGGGUGAUCAUCAGUUUGGUCAUGGUUGCCAUCUUAGCACUCAUUAUACAUGGAGCCAUACAAAAACGAAGGAGAGGAAAAGCAAUUUCUGACGAAGAGGAAGAAAAGGAGGAAGAAGAAAAACAAGGACAAAUUACUGAAAAUGGUAUCCACUGUGAAGUCACUGAUGGGAAAGAAGGAGUUCACAACAGAGGCUUUCAUCAGGAGGAUGAAAGAUUGACACAGCUCUAGAGAUGUCUUCUAGGCAUGAAAUGUACUCUGCAGCAAAUAAUUUACUUUCAUAGGCAUCAGGUUAGCGGGAGCUCAUCUCAAGGUGUCAACUGAAUGUUGUACUGUACAGAAAGUUCAGUUUCACAUAUCUGUUCAUUUUCAAAGUCACAUACAGUAUGUGAUAGCAUUACAGUACAUCAUACGUAAACUGUUUUUUACAUAAAACAUGGAUAAUUGAAAUGUUAAUGUAAUAUUGCAAAGUAUAAAGAAGGCACUUAAUACGCCUUUUGUUUUUUAUUGCUAUUGUUCCUGUAAUGUCCCCAUUUAACUGCUGUACCUGUACUUUCCAUAUACUGUACUGUACCCAUAUAUGGUUAGAUGCUGUUGUUAUAACUACAGUAUGUGGACUGCAUUACAUUACCGAAGAGAAUAGCAUUAGGAUUAAAGAAGAUCAGUGCAGAAAUGCUUCUUAUCAUUUAAAUGACUUCCUUGAAUAUAUCACCAGUAAUGCUAUAGAUGACUUUUUCAAACAUAAAGAAACGUGAAAGGUUAUAUAACAUGUAACUAACAAAUUACAACCUUGAACUAUUUUAAUGUACCAAACUUAAAACACCAGAGGGCACCACACUUUAUGUUAAACAUCAGUUAACUGUUCAGUACAGUGACCCUGAUAUCUAUAUUUCUCGCUAGCGCAGCAUUAAUAAAACAAUUGCAGUUAAUAAAACAAUCUACACAGUUCCCCAUCCCACCAAACCUAGAGUUAUUGGGUAAUCUUGAGCUGUUUCCAGAUAUUGCUUAAGUAAACUGAUAAUACAAAAAGCUUAAAGGAGGCAUUUUAGCUGUUGUCAUCAAGUCAUAGUGUUGCUUUAUUAUUUAAAGUAAAGCUAUUUCAUUUACUUGUUCAUUAAAUACUGUAGGUCUAUUGUUUGUUCAUUAAUUGAUGUCGGUCACUGCUCCCUAAGACCAUACAGCUUACUAUGCGUUUUGAGUUCAGCUAUACUGUAGAUGUUACAAGCUUUUAUAAGGUAUACCAAUGGGGUAGUAAACAAAUCCCAGGUAAUCAGUAACAAUCUACUUUAUAAUAAGAACCUCUUCUUACGAUAUUUAAUUUAAACAGUCUUAAACAGAGCCAAGGGUGUCCAGUCCUGGUCCUGGUGGUCUGCUGUGUUUGCAGGUUCUUUAGGUCUCUUUAAAGCAGCACCACCCACCCCAAAGAGCUGGCAGAAGCUGUUCAGGUGGCCCAGUUAGGACAGUAAACGCUGCUUUAGCUUGUUGGAAUGAAAACCUGUAGCCACACCUGACCUGGAGAACCAGGAUUUCAGAACCCUGGUUUAUGAAAUGAAAGAUGAUAAAAAGCAGAAUUUCAUUAAAUGUCAAGAAAUUAAAAUGUCCUUCUAUAACUGAUGAAUAAAGGGUACAUUUUUAUUUUGAAAAACUUCAUUUUUGAACCUUCUCCCAGAACUACUGGAUGUGAUUUUAUUGUAUCUUCGAUUUAUGUUGCAGAAAGUGUUGUUUAAAGCUCAAAUAAAUUAAGUAAUACAGAUGAUUUCUUUCAGGAAGAAGGAUAAGUCUUGAGACAUUGAGCAAUUUAUAGCCUGGAUAAUAAUUAAAAUACUGUGUUUGAGCAUUG